Sorex fumeus (smoky shrew) is the source of this 2969-nucleotide messenger RNA. RefSeq names its product bifunctional heparan sulfate N-deacetylase/N-sulfotransferase 3. The transcript has 14 exons. The record is from RefSeq and is a predicted model, not a curated record. Lineage: Eukaryota; Metazoa; Chordata; Mammalia; Eulipotyphla; Soricidae. The coding region runs from base 274 to 2937 and encodes 887 amino acids. Gene Ontology annotation, molecular function: deacetylase activity; heparan sulfate N-sulfotransferase activity. Gene Ontology annotation, cellular component: Golgi apparatus.
GCCAGAGCUGCUAUUGCUGCCACUUGGAAAGCCAAAAAGCCUCCGCUGAUGCUCGUGGCGGCUGCUCUUUCCGUUUCUUUUCAAUCCAUCGAAACUUUCCUCACUUUCAGCUCUUUCCACUGUAAUACCAGACCAGAUUCCCUGUGAGUCCUGACCCAGCGAUUCACAUGUGCUGCAAUGGUGACAUAAACUAUGGACUGAGCCUGCAACACCCACCGAUUCUCUCCCCCACGCCCCUCUCUCUCUCCACGGCCCCUGCUCGCCCUCUCUUUUAUGGUGCUUCUCUUGGGACCAUCUGAGGCAAGUCGAGGCAGCAUGAGUUUUAUCAUGAAGCUUCACAGACACUUCCAAAGGACGGUCAUCCUGCUGGCCACGUUCUGCAUGGUCAGCAUCAUCAUCUCCGCCUACUACCUGUACAGCGGCUACAAGCAGGACAAUGAGCUCUCGGAGAUGGCCUCGGAGGUGGACUGCGGGGACUUCCAGCGCCCGCCCGACAGGCUGACGGAGGUGAAGCCAGUGAGGCCGUCGGAGGCCUGGAGGACAGACCUCACGGUGCUGGUGUUCGUGGAGAGCCAGUACUCGCCCCUGGGCCAAGACAUCAUCACGGUUCUGGAAUCCAGCAGGUUCCAGUACCACGUGGAAAUCGCUGCCGGGAAGGGCGACCUCCCGGCGCUGACGGAGAAGGUGAGGGGCAAAUACGUUCUCAUCAUCUAUGAGAAUAUUUCAAAGUACGUCAACAUGGACUCGUGGAACCGCAGCCUUUUGGAUAAAUACUGCCUAGAAUACGGUGUGGGCGUUAUUGGCUUCCACAAGGCCAGCGAGAAAAACCCGCAGAGCCUGCAGCUGAAAGGCUUCCCCUUCUCCAUCUACGGGAACCUGGCGGUCAGGGACUGCUGCAUCAACCCGCAUUCUCCCCUGCUCCACGUGACCAAAUCGUCCAAGCUCGAAAAGGGUUCCUUACCUGGCACGGACUGGACCGUGUUCCAGAUCAAUCGCUCAGCCUACCAACCCGUCAUCUUUGCCAAAGUCAAGACUCCGGAAAACCUGUCUCCUCCCAUCUCCAAAGGUGCUUUCUACGCCACCGUCAUCCACGACCUGGGGCUCCAUGACGGCAUUCAGCGGGUCCUUUUCGGCAAUAACUUGAACUUCUGGCUGCACAAGCUCAUCUUCAUCGACGCUGUUUUCUUCUUGUCAGGGAAGAGACUGACUUUGACUUUGGACAGGUACAUUCUCGUGGACAUUGAUGAUAUUUUUGUGGGAAAGGAGGGAACAAGAAUGAAUACCAAUGAUGUGAAGGCCCUACUUGAUACUCAGACUCUUCUGCGUGCACAAAUUGCAAAUUUUACUUUCAACCUGGGAUUUUCAGGGAAAUUUUACCAUACAGGGACUGAAGAGGAGGACGAAGGAGAUGACCGUCUUCUGGGCUCCGUGGAUGAGUUCUGGUGGUUUCCGCACAUGUGGAGCCACAUGCAGCCCCACCUCUUCCACAAUGAGUCAUCCUUGGUGGAGCAGAUGAUCCUCAACAAAAAAUUUGCCUUGGAGCAUGGGAUUCCAACCGACAUGGGCUAUGCCGUGGCCCCUCACCAUUCUGGUGUCUAUCCUGUACAUGUUCAGCUGUACGAGGCCUGGAAGAAGGUUUGGAAUAUCAGGAUCACCAGCACUGAAGAAUAUCCACAUCUGAAACCAGCUAGAUACCGGAAGGGCUUCAUCCACAAAAACAUCAUGGUUCUUCCAAGACAAACCUGUGGACUUUUCACUCACACAAUUUUCUACAAAGAGUAUCCUGGAGGUCCUAAAGAGCUGGACAAAAGUAUCCAAGGAGGGGAACUAUUUUUCACUGUGGUCCUCAACCCAAUCAGCAUAUUCAUGACCCACCUGUCCAACUACGGAAAUGACCGACUGGGACUGUAUACGUUUGUAAACCUGGCCAACUUCGUGCAGAGCUGGACCAACUUGCGACUUCAGACGCUGCCUCCUUUACAGCUGGCUCACAAGUAUUUUGAGCUCUUUCCUGAUCAAAAAGACCCUCUCUGGCAGAAUCCUUGUGAUGACAAACGCCACAGAGACAUUUGGUCUAAAGAAAAAACCUGUGAUCGCUUACCAAAAUUCUUGGUAAUAGGACCCCAGAAAACUGGUACCACUGCUCUGUACUUGUUCCUGGUUAUGCAUCCUUCCAUCCUUAGUAACUCCCCCAGCCCAAAAACCUUUGAGGAGGUACAGUUCUUUAAUAGAAAUAACUACCACAGGGGGAUUGAUUGGUACAUGGAAUUCUUCCCUGUUCCAUCCAAUGUGACCACUGACUUUCUGUUUGAGAAGAGUGCCAACUAUUUCCACUCAGAGGAAGCACCUAAAAGGGCAGCUUCUCUGGUUCCCAAGGCCAAGAUCAUCACCAUCCUCAUUGACCCUUCGGACCGAGCGUAUUCCUGGUACCAGCAUCAGCGAUCGCAUGAGGACCCCGCCGCGCUCAAGUUUAGCUUCUACGAGGUGAUCUCAGCCGGGCCGCACGCCCCCUCGGAUCUCCGAGUCUUGCAGAAGAGGUGCCUGGUGCCAGGGUGGUACGCCAGCCACAUCGAGAGAUGGCUCAUCUAUUUCCCGCCCUUCCAGUUGCUAAUUAUCGAUGGACAGCAGCUAAGGACUGAUCCUGCUACAGUGAUGGAUGAAGUGCAAAAGUUUCUAGGUGUCUCACCGCAUUAUAAUUACUCAGAAGCCUUAACGUUUGAUUCUCAUAAAGGUUUCUGGUGUCAAUUGCUGGAAGAAGGAAAAACAAAAUGCCUUGGAAAGAGCAAAGGAAGAAAAUACCCCCCGAUGGAUUCUGAUAGCAGAGCCUUUCUUUCAAGCUACUACCGAGACCACAACGUGGAACUGUCCAAGCUUCUGCACAGACUGGGGCAGCCCCUGCCGUCCUGGCUGAGACAGGAGCUGCAGAAAGUGAGAUAGCAUCACGAGAGAACGUCGGAGACACCUUCCGC